Molecule: messenger RNA, 7331 nt
Organism: Phlebotomus papatasi
Lineage: Eukaryota; Metazoa; Arthropoda; Insecta; Diptera; Psychodidae
Gene: eEF5
Product: eukaryotic translation initiation factor 5A
Exons: 2
Coding region: 3567-5177 (536 amino acids)
Biological process (GO): positive regulation of translational termination; positive regulation of translational elongation
Cellular component (GO): nucleus
Molecular function (GO): ribosome binding; DNA binding; translation elongation factor activity
Source: RefSeq, a predicted model, not a curated record
GUUGCAAAACUUUCCGGAUGUGGAUAUAUUUUUUCGUGGAGCCAUCUUGCUUUUUUUUUACAUAAGACCUCUUGGUUUCGACAACCAUUUUAGUCACAUCUACUCCUUAGCAAAUUAAUCACCUGGCAGAGUCAACAGUCUCCUGCCCUAGCACAGUAAUCGCGUCAAUUGAUUGUGUCGCGAGUGGAACCAAUCUCUUAUCACGUUGAACGUUAAAGUCUAACCACACUUUUCAACUACCGAGGAAUAAUCUUUGUUUUCUGGGCAAAAUGACUGAUAUGGAUGAUACCCACUUUGAGACCGGAGAUUCUGGUGCCUCUGCCACUUAUCCCAUGCAAUGUUCUGCUCUUCGCAAGAACGGUUUCGUCAUGCUAAAGUCGCGCCCAUGCAAAAUCGUCGAGAUGUCCACCUCGAAGACCGGAAAACACGGACACGCCAAAGUCCACUUGGUUGGCAUUGAUAUUUUCUCAGGCAAGAAGUAAGUCAAGAAUCUUAUUAUUUUUUUUACCCCUGCAUUGAUUUUUUUGUGCCGCAUAAUUGUAACUUGUAAAAAAACAGAAGAAAAUGUCCUAGACUACCUGAUUUAUAAGACAGAUUUUGUAGUGCAUUCUACGUCUGUAGAUAAUUUCUAUGAAGCAUUUUUACUACUCGGGCAGGGGCCCAUCAAGCCUAAUAAAAAGCAAAGAUAUUUUUCACUUUUGCUUGUAAAAAUUUUGCAGAUAUUGCACCGCGACUUAAACAAAUUUGCUCGUAAUUCUUGUAUUAUUUCGGCGAACAUUAUGAAAUAUGUAUUUUGAGAUAGCUUUUAAUGCACAAUUUCGAAAUAUAUCAGACUGAUAAGUAAUUUCUCUUUAGGAAAAAACUUGCCAAUACUCUUCAGUGCCUUUAUGCAAAAACGUAUGUAAAAAUCAAAUGUCGAGAGGCCCCUGACUCAGGGAUGACCUAAUGGUUAAAUUUACUUUCAUGAUGAAUCAUUUUAAAAAGCAAAUGCAAAAAAAUCCUAACAAAAUCUUAGGUAAAGAUUCUUUGGUCUGUUUUUUUUUCUAUUUUGUAAGGUCAAAAUUAAUUUGAUAUUGUUCGCGAUAAGGCAAUAAAUUUUAAUGUGUUUAAACCUCUUUAAGCCCUCAUGGAAAAUUUCAUGAAAUUGUCUUUAUAUCGAUAGCAGUUUUAAGAAACCUUUAAAAAUCCUAUGUGAAAAUCAUUGAAGAAAAAUUAAAAAGUUAAUGAAGACUGUGCAAGGCUUACCGAUAAAAGCUUUGCAAUCCUUUAUGAAGGGGCAUUGACCUUUAAGCAAAGGUUACAGAAUUGCAUUCCUAAUUUCGCCUGGAAAGGAUUCAGUAUUAACUCUAAAUACCUUUUUGAAAAUACAGAGGAUCAGGAUACGUGAAUAGUUAUCCUGAAUGUUCCAAGUCUGCUACCUAAUUAGAACCGAGCGGUGGAAAUGCAUAAAUAAAUAAUGCAUUGUUCAAAGAGCAAGUAAAAUGAACUAAGAAAUAAUAACAGAGUACACAUUUCAAACUAAACCUUUUAUCGUACUUCAUAAAAAAUUAAAUUUCUAAAUAACAAGCCAAUUCAGAAGAAUAAUUUAACUUUUAUUCUACCGUUCUGAGUGAAAAUUUUAUAAAGAAGAUUUUGUAGGGAAUUUUUGCUUUGGGAAAUUAGAGAAAAAUUGAAAUAUUUAAAGAUUGCCGCAUUUAAUUUUUCCAAUUUAUUUUUUUUACUGUUUUCUUUGGCAUAAUUUAAUUAAAUAUGGAAUAAUACAUAACUCACUAGAAUUACUGGACACAUAAUGUUCAUAUUUUGGAACUUAUUCCUUGUCGGUUCGACAAUCAGGAUCAAGAAAUCAAAAUUUACAUAAUUUUCCUUCUCAAAAAUCUUUCAUAAUGUCUGUUCCACUCUUUCGACAGCGUCUUCUCUUAACCCUUUAAGGAUGAUUGCGUUACCGGUGACGUGUCCCAUAUACAGGCUUCACAUUCCUUACCAUGGUAUUGCACAUCAUACACAAAUCAGAAGAAACAGUCUAUCUCAAGUAUUUCUAGUACAUUGACUGAAUGAGUUAAAGAUAAAUGACCUUAAAAGGAAUAUUGAAGAAACCACUAUUUAUUCAAAGUAAAUACCCUUACUACUCUUUGAAAUAUCAGCCUGAAACAUUAUUUUUUUUUACAAUUUAUACUCAAUAUUGCCAAUAUUAUGCCAUUUGCAGAAAAUUCUGCUCUGAUUUUCUCUAAUCGCAAAGUAGAAGGUUGCAAAAACCUGGAAUAUUUUUUGUAAAUCGUCAAAUCUUCAGCUAUUUUCUAUUACAGUCGACUCUCUCUCAUUGGGGAAUAUGGGGCAAAAUGUCAUCCGGUUUAGCUAUAGAAUUCAGUGUCAAAGCCUUUGUAAAUUCCACAAAAAGCGCUCUAUUAUAAAGAAUCACGAUGAAAUAGGGAGAACUACAGCGAAUUUUUAUCGAAUUACCUUCAUAAUUAAACGUGAAAAUUGUCAACAAAAUUUGUCGCCCGAUUGAAAAAGAGCUGAUUGAGCGAGAGUCUACUGUAAAUGGUUUAAAAGCUGAAAAAUCAGGAAUUUAUAAAUUAUUGCAUUGACAUUUUUUGAAACUCAAUUUUAUAUUUAUAUUUCCAAUUCAAUUUUAAUUGCGAAUGAAAUGCAAAAGGUUUGUGAAAAGGAAAAUAUGUGAAUUUUGUUUCAUGAAAUUAUUCUGAUCUAAAAUGUAUAACUGGAGAUAUUACAGAUUAAUAGAUAAAAUUUGAUGAAAAAAUCUAUUAGAAGGAUGCGGGGACCAAUUUUCAAACACGAAUUUUGAAGUCGCUGAAUUUAAAUUCACUACAUUAAAUUUUAAAACAUUACAAUUAACUAAGAAAAGAAUUGACCACGCAAAAUACAAAUCAUAAAAGACAAUGAAGAAAACUAUCAGAAUCAGCGCUACAUCAAACUUUCCGUACGCAAUUUUGAGCAAAAACUUUGUAUAACUCUUUGCGAAGCUAGAAAAAGGCAAGAAAAUGUAUGUCUACCUUUGUUGGGCUAUUUUGCCCACAUCAUUGAAGGGCUAGAUUAAGUAAAAGUCAUUCCCCGGUAGCUAACAAUUCAUAUAGUAAUUCGAGGAGAGAUGGAACAGUGGGAGAGAUGGAACACUUCGCCUCCUGCCCACAUCCUCCUCAUGAUCACCACCACGUUUAGUCUAAUUAUGCCCUCCAACAUUCUAAGGAAAAUCCCCAAGUUACAGCUUUCUAUCUUUAAAAUUUUGCAAGAAAAUAGAAAUUCAAUUUUUUGGAUGUCUAAAAAAUGGCCAAAAAUUUUUAUUUCUCCGUAAGAAUACGUGCAUUUGAAAGUGAGGGAGAGUUGGAACAAUUUUUUGAGGGAGAGUUGGAACGUUUUUCUCACAGCAAUUCUUCUUCUUCUUUCUUUUAAAUAUUUUGUAUCCGGACGUUAUUAAAAUACACAUAACCAAGUUAAGCAACGCAUUGUUUAGUAUUUUCCAAAAAGAAGAGAACUUUUCGGGUAAGAGUGACUUUAUAACUUUGUUUAGAACAUUCUAUUUAGAAUGUUUUCAUUUCUAUGUGACAGCUAUGCCAACACAAUAUAAAAGGAAGGCGAAUUUGUCUAGACAUCCGUGGACCAAACAUAACCUAGAUGAAGCCAUUUCAAAAGUAAAAAACAAGACAUUGAGUCUCGGGGAAGCCUCGCGAUUCUAUAAAAUUCCUAAAACUACACUAUUCAGGAAUAUGAAGGUAAUGAAGAAAAGUGAUGGAUUUGGUCCUGGAGCUUGUCUUGGUAAAGAAAAUGAGAUAUUGUUGGUUGAGCACAUCAUAAAUAUGGAUGAGGCAGGGUUUUCUCUUAAUAGAAAGAAGGUCAGGCGUUUGGCUUAUGAAUUCGCUGAAAACUUGGGUCUCGCUCAUCGAUUCAAUAAGGAAGAACAAAUAGCUGGAUAUUCUUGGUUCCAGUCAUUUAUGCGCCGCAAUCCAAGUCUUUCAAUUCGGCAUUCUGCAGGACUAUCCAUUUCAAGAGCACAAAAUCUCACAAGGGAAUCUGUAAAUGGAUUUUACGAUCUUCUUUUCAAUGAAAUCGAAAAGUUCAAUUUACAGGAUAAGCCUGAAAAUAUCUGGAACUGUGAUGAAAGUGGGCUUCAACUCAUCAACAGUACCGGAGAAGUGGUUGCAAAAAAAGGGAAAAAGAAUGUGAAUCAGAUUACAACAGGAGAACGAGGAGAAACUGUAACAAUAUUGGCGUGUUGUUCAGCAGAGGGCAGAUUCCUUCCUCCCACAAUGAUUCUGAAAGGAAAAAAUAUGAAAGCUGAAUUUUCAGAUGGACUGCCUCCUGGAUCGCGAGUCUUUAUGAAUCCAAAAUCAGGAUAUGUUACCGGACAAAUUUUUCUACGUUGGUUUGAGGAAGUGUUCUUGCCAAGAAAAGUGAAGGGCAGAAAUAUUCUGAUUUUGGAUGGACAUGUUUCUCACUGCGGAUCUCUAAAACUGCUGGAUAGGGCUGCGGCAGAAAAUGUGACGCUUCUUUGUCUUCCUCCUCACACAAUCCAUGUACUCCAGCCAUUGGAUACAUCGUUCUUCCAGCCAUUUAAAUAUCAAUUCAGGGUUACCGCUGAUGCAUGGAUUUUUAGCCACCCGGGUCGCAAUAUAACGCGUUAUCAGCUAGGUCCCUUGGUACGGGAGGCGUGGCUAAAAACUGCUACGGCAAAAAAUGCUGUGAACGGCUUUAGGACAACGGGAAUUUACCCACUGCAUCGCCAAACUCUGCGUGAUGAUCAUUUCGCCAUAGUGGAUAAGAUCAAGAAAGAACCGAGUGCAGGAAAAGUCAUUCCUGCGGAUGGGGCAGCAAAAGUGAUUGGUGCCCAACAAUUAGCACCAGUAAAGACUCAGAAGGUCGUUCCGGAGGAGGUUAAAAUUAAAAUGGAAGAGAUUGAGAACAAAACGUCAGAAAAACUUUUGCAAGAGAUUGCUCCAAUUCCUGAAAUUAACAUUGCAGUAAAGAAAUCGAAUCGAACCCGUGGAAAAGCCCUUGUACUCACCUCUACCGAAAAUAGAGAAAAUUUGCGCAUGAAAAAUGAAAAACAGAAAGAAACUGAGCGCAAAUCCCAAGAACGCAAAAAAAGUAUUACACAGAUUCCCAAGACCUCUAAAAAAUCAGUUUCAAAUUCAUUGAAAAAACUGAGAAAUGCAAUAAAAUAAGGUGGAAUCACCAGUUCUCGCCAGUGCCCCACUUGUCGCCACUUACAUUGAAAUCGCUAUUUUUCGCAAUUUAUGAAAUAAAUGAGUCGCAAUUUUUUUGUAUUGUUUCUGCUUCUACGCAUAGAAUCGAAAAAUAAUAAUUAUUCGUUUUGGAUUCACGAUUUGGUUCACUUUUUAGAGCAAUAUUUUAAGCAAGUGCAUCGAAUCCAACAUCUCUUACCAAAUGUACUAAGUGUCGUCAAAUUUUCAUCAGGCCAAAAAUACCUAUUUGGGUAAAUAAUUUGUCUAUUGAAUAUUUAAUUGCACUUGUGGAAUACAUAAAAUUUGUAUUUAGUCAAGUAAUAUUUCAUUUUGUAUUAUUUUUGUAUAAAAAUGAGGCAUGGCGAGAAGUGGUAAUAUUCUGGAAUUGAUUUUACCACCUGUCACCAUAUCUUUUCAAUAGGCGACGCUAACUUCACUUCGUACAUUCUCAGUUGUCAAGUCUGCAUUGUUUACUUUCUGCAAAAGUCCCAUAAUUUGAUUUCUCAAAUAAAAGUGAAGAAAAAUCAUUUAAAGAGAGUAAUAAUAAAGUGAUCACAAGGAAAGAGAAAUGGUGAAUGUAUUCUUAUCAUAGUAUUGCCUAAAAUCACCGAGUGUGGUUCUUUUCAAGUGGGUGGCGAGAAGUGGUUACAAAUUUUACAAAACUGGCGAAAAGUGGUAAAAAGUGGCGACGAAAUGGUUAUUUUUGCAUUAUUAAUAAAAAUCUGUUUUUUAAGUAGUCCAGCGUUAUGUUCUAGGAUUAUUGUUUUCACGUAUCUAGAGCCAAUACAUCUAAGUAACUUUGUGUCAAAUUUGACUUAUCUUGUAACAAGGAUUCAAAAGUUAUGAUUAAAUGAAUUUAAUUUUUUCCUAAACAUGGCGAUAGCCGGUUAUUCCACCCUAGUUUUUUUGUUUAAAAAUGUGUCUUUUUCUUAUAAAUUAAUACAAUAAAACUGCAUAUUUUGAUAAAAUUUUCGGUGUUCCAUCUCUCCCUCACUUUUUCUGAAUGCCCCAAAAUGCAACUUUUUUUAAAAUCAAUUUUUUGAGGUGAUUUUUUUCUUUAAUAGUUUUCAAAUGGUGAUAACAUGAAUCUAGAGUCUUUAAAUGACAAAAUAGUGAGAUUCGUUUUUAUCUCCCGUUAAAAAUGUGUCCGCACUAUUGAAUAUAAAAAACGUGUUCCAUCUCUCCUCGAAUUACUAUAUAUAGAUUGCGUAGAAAUAAAUUAGCGAAAAUUGCUUAAAUGGAGCUUAAUAUAUUGAUAUGAUAGUCAUUAAUAGAUUAAUGUUGCAUAUUAGCCUCUUUCUAUUGGCACACAUUCUUCCGAGACUGAAAAUGUCCUUAGGCGAGAAUGUUACUAAAAGGAGGCAAAUUAACCAGUUUUCUGGGUCAGAAUUAACACAGUGAUCUCACGUUGAACAGAAAGUGAGUUCAUUUCAAAAUUCUGUACAAUAAAAUCUAUGAACAAUCAAUAUAUUUUGCACAUUUUGGGUAUAUUUUUAUCGCAAUGAAAAAAAUCAUAAUGAGGGUAAUAAUGUUCUAAUUGAAUUAUUGCAAACCGAAACAUUUCACGUGAUUUAAUUUUUUUGGGGGUUAAACUUAUUUUAGAAGUCUAGUGACUACCUACGUUACGUAGUAAUGGCAGUAUCUCUGGACGAUUAUCCAUCCUUUAACUUUUUCUAACUAACCAUUUUAACCUAAAUAAUAAAAUAACAAAAAAUACAUUAGCCGUACUCACUAUGGCGCUGUUAUCUUGUAAUAUCGUUAUCUCGUUAUCUCGUUAUGUUCUCGUAAUGUAUUUUAUAAAUGAAAAAUUAUAACAAGUUAUUAUAACAAUUAUAACAAAUUAUUACAACAACGCCAUAGUGAGUACGGCUAUUAUUUUUAUUAAUUAUUUAUCAUUACUUUUGUAUGUAUAAAUUGACCAUUGCAAACUUAAAAAAUGUACAACCUCACCAUUUGUCUCUCAAAUGACAUAACUUUAUAAUAUAAAUGGCUUAAAAGAAGUUAGUUGCACGUAUUCGACUAUUUCGAGUAAAUUUGUCAAGAAACUUAUGGCCAAUGAAAAUAACAUAAAUAACAUCCAUAACCAUAAAUAACAUCUAUGGAUUACAAGCAACUCAUCCGAAAAAAAGAAAA